AAAAUUACGAGAACGCAGAAACCCUAGAAGUCAUCUUCCUAUUCCCUAAUUUGGGGGUUUUCUUACCUGGUUAUGGAUUCUCUGCUUGCCACCUAUACAUCUUCAGAUGAAGAAGAAGAUCAACAACAAUCUCACCAGCACCAAAAGCCUAAACAAAAUCAAUCCAACAUCCCUUCGCAACCUACAUCCAAAUUCUUCUCGUCUCUCCCACCUCCAAAAGCUCCCCAACAACCCUUAACAGUCACUAAUCCAUCAUCUUCAAAACCCAAGAAGUUUUCACUGCCUGAAUAUCGAUCCGAUUCAGCCCUUCCACCGCCCAAUUCCUCCUCUGCAUCUUUAUUUUCUAGACUUCCUCAACCUAAAGCCGAAAGGUCCGACCCAUUCUCUUUGGACCCUAAACCUAAAAAAGUUGUUCAGUUUCGGCCACCAGUGAUGCCCAAAGUUGAAGACGAUGAUGAUGAAGAAGACGAUGAUAAAGAAGAACGAAGGAAAAAGGAUGAUUUCAUACCUCAAGCGCCUUCUGUGAAGUCGUUUUUGUCGAGUAUCCCUGCGCCGAGGAACUCGGGUUCACUGGGUGCUUUGCCUUCAUCAACAGGCAUGGGUCGAAGAUCGAUUUUGGAUGAUGAAGUACCAGCGUUAUCGAAUUCAAAUGUUGUUAAGGACACAGUUAAUAAAGCCAGUGAUGAUCAGGUAAAGUAUGAAAAUAGCUUUGUUGGCAAUGACAACUCUUCCAAUGUGAAUUUGUCUGGUGCGAGUUACGUGAAUUAUGAUAAUACUUACAAUGGCUAUGUGGGUUCGAAUGAGAAUGCGGAUGUGGCUGCAACAAGUGCAGAUUAUGCUAGCUAUGAUUAUAGUAAUUACGGAGGGUAUGAGAAUGUUGAUACGAAUCAUUCAAGUUAUGGUCCAGCUGCUCCUGCAAGUGAUGAUCAUGCAAACUAUAGUAGUCAUGAGGGUUACAGUAAUUAUGGGAACCAUGGGCAGUAUGAAAGUAAGUGGAUUGAUCGUUCUAGUGGAGAUUUGGAGCCAGAAAUUUCGGGGCCACCUAUACAAAAUGUGGCUAGGGCACCUGGCAAGAGAGGCAGGAAUGAGAUUCCUCAGGAUGUAAUCGAGGUUAGUCAGGAUGAGCUGAUGAAGAAUCGGCCUCGAGAGGACCAAGUCAAAAUGACUGGAAUUGCUUUUGGGCCUUCAUAUCAGUUGCAGCCUGCUUCUUCAGCCAAGGGGAAGCCGACGAAGCUGCACAAGAGAAAACAUCAGAUUGGAUCUUUAUACUUUGAUAUGAGAUCGAAAGAAAUGGAGCUUGCAGAGCGGCGCUCGAAAGGGUUUCUUACGAAAGCAGAAACACAAGCCAAAUAUGGGUGGUGAGAACCUUUUCCCAUUACCUGUUGUUAUCUAUUCAAGUCUACAAAGCCAAAAGGCUUCUUUGCCUGCUGGCUACUCUUCCUUCAUGUUUUGCCAUCACACUUGUUAAAAGGCAACAACUUUUUCAUAUGUUGAUUUUGUGUAAACAUUUUUUUCUUUAAAUGAAGAAGGCUUGCAAAGAUUUUUGCUU
Cynara cardunculus var. scolymus (artichoke) is the source of this 1549-nucleotide messenger RNA. Its product is annotated as probable serine/threonine-protein kinase tsuA. The record is from RefSeq and is a predicted model, not a curated record. Bases 73 to 1362 code for a protein of 429 amino acids. The transcript is spliced from 2 exons. NCBI's taxonomy places the organism in Eukaryota, Viridiplantae, Streptophyta, Magnoliopsida, Asterales, Asteraceae. Gene Ontology annotation, cellular component: nucleus.